AUGCCCACUCCGGGGUAUGUCUUCCGCGACGGCGGCAGCACUCCCCCAGCAGUAGAGGAGAAGCCUGAUUCAGAGUUCCGUCAGAGAAUCACCCAAGCUACGACGAAACCCCCUGCGGUCACUUCGAACGCUCCCCUGGCCCAGAACACUACCACAAGUCACCAGUUGGCGACGGGCCAAGCAGGAGACCAUGAACUUCAGGGCGCAGCUCAGAGGGCCGGUAAGGACGACAGAACAACCAAUCUCGGAUGGCAAGCCAACGCUGAGGUUCAACAAGGCAAGUAUCCUUCGUCCCCACAGCUUCGUCUUCUCGCGGGAGACACACGCUUACCGCACUGCCAGCAAAUGUAUCAUGUCAAAGCCAUCCCGCAGGCUCCUCCAGGUGGGCUGGACCUCAAUACGGCCGACGACGAGGAGUUCUCCCCCGACAAACUACGCUCCAACAUUGAACGUCUGUACAUGACCGUCAUUGUCGGACUGAUUGCCUUUGGAAAACACAUUGCCAGAUUGAGGUCGUGGCGGGAGCCCCGCCGAACUGCUUGCUUCGCCGCCGUGUACUUUCUGGCCUGGAUCUUCGACUUCAUCGUGCCCACCCUGGUCACCAUGCUCAUCGUCCUCAUCACCGUUCCCCGAUCACGGAGUAUCUUGUUUCCACCGGCACCACUGGCUUUGGUCAGUGCCAAAUCAGGCGGCGUCCAGAAACCAAAGGCCGGUGUGCUGGGCAGCCACGACAGUGUCACCGGAGCACCCGAGAAAUACAAAGGCGAGGCUGUGGAGCAAGAGGCUAGUAACCUGGUCUCCGGUAUUGCCUCUGUAGCCAUCUCGAGUGCUGCUGGCCGGCAUGACCCAGCGAGCCCGGAUGAUCAGGGCGGAAGUAAGGUCCUGGAUCAAGGGAUGCCGGACCCAACCAAGAUCGCCACAGCCGCCGCCGAUGCUUCUUCCUCUGCUCAGGGCGGCGACCCGGACGCUGUCCAGGAUAAGACUAAGCAGCCCAUGGAGGAUGCCGUCUGGAAACAAGUCCGUCCGAUCAUGCACGCUCUCGGAGAGGUCUCUGACAUGUGGGAACGUCUCGCCAACGCCUUGUCGCCCACUCCGCCGUUUUCCCAGAAGAAUCGUCUCCAGCUUGGCGCAAUCCUCGUCCCGGUUCUACUGAUUUCGUUGGUAACACCUGCCCAAUGGGUUAUGAAAGGAUCAACCUUCUUUGCCGGCUUCGGCUUCUUCUCCGACCCCUUGAUCAGGCGCGGUGUUCAAUUGCUGAACGAGAAGAUCCCAGAUUGGCCGAAGUAUCUCGAGAUCCGCAACACCCUCCUCAAGGGUGUACCGACCAAUGCCCAGCUUACCAUCACUUUACUGCGCAUUGGCGAGGCCAACCGUGCGCCACUGCCGCCUCCACCCAAGUCCUCUGAAGCGCCGCCUGACAAGCCAGCCGAGAUUGACAAGAAUGGCAUCACCGAGGGAGGAUUAGACGCGUCGCAUUCCGAGAUCGAAGAUGUCAUCACCGUGGAUCAGCCCAGCGGCACGGAAGCCGCAGACACGCAAGAACCGAAGAAGAAGAAAGGCGGGUUCGGCGCCAAGAUCUUGUCUGCGUUCAAGACCAGCACGGCCGGCGCGGUGGAGACCAAAUUGACGACCGACACCGUUCGCGCCACCAUGGGUUCUGGCCAUGCGAAGGAGAAGUUGGGCGUGCUGCCUUCUCGGGCAGAAAUGAAAAGCAAGCCGAGGGAAGGCCCCGUGGAAUUCCGGGCGAGAUACCGUGGUCGUAAAGGGGCCGUCUACAUCGACAGCUCCGUCUCCCCGCCGAGUGGCAGGCGACCCGCCUCACCGUGUGUGUAUUUCACGACACACCUGGACGACGACGAGAAUGUGGAGAGCAUGCCUCGCGACCCCGACUGGGCGGUGCCCAUUGCGGACAUUGCUGAGGUGAAGAAGGUCGGUGGGCUGGGGUGGAAGGGCAAGAUCGUGGUCGGGUGGGCGACCGAGCGGGAGGUCAAGGACGGCAUCGAGAUCGUCGCCCGGGACGGCUCCGUGUACCGCGCCAUGGCCAUCAAGGAGCGAGACGAGCUGUUCAACCGGUUGAUUUCCAUGGGCCAGCAGGUGUGGGAGAGUCAUUAG
Fonsecaea erecta is the source of this 2112-nucleotide messenger RNA. RefSeq lists its product as hypothetical. The coding region runs from base 1 to 2112 and encodes 703 amino acids. NCBI's taxonomy places the organism in Eukaryota, Fungi, Ascomycota, Eurotiomycetes, Chaetothyriales, Herpotrichiellaceae. The record is from RefSeq and is a predicted model, not a curated record. The transcript has 2 exons.